Messenger RNA from Columba livia (rock pigeon), 2442 nucleotides. RefSeq names its product pre-mRNA 3'-end-processing factor FIP1. Lineage: Eukaryota; Metazoa; Chordata; Aves; Columbiformes; Columbidae. The record is from RefSeq and is a predicted model, not a curated record. The transcript is spliced from 16 exons. Bases 216 to 1904 code for a protein of 562 amino acids. Gene Ontology annotation, cellular component: mRNA cleavage and polyadenylation specificity factor complex.
CUUAGUGAGGCGGCCCGGCGGCUGCGGACCUCCCCGCCCCGUGCCGCCCGCAGCGGAUGCGCGCCUCGCCUCAGGCCCCGGCGGGAGCCUAGCGGGGCCGCGGCCGCCGCCGCCGCUUCUCCUCCUCCUCCUCCCCCUCUUUCUCCUCCUGCGGGCGCGGGAGAGGGCGGGCAGCUCGGGCGCCCCGCUCCCCUCAGCCCCGCGGCGCGGCGGCCAUGGCCACCGAGCUGGAGCCGCCGGCGGCUGGCGCUGUGCCGGGCGCGGCGGCGCUGGAGGCGGAGGAGGACGAGGAGCACUGGCUCUACGGGGACGACACCACUGGUAAGCAAGAAGAUGGACCAAUUUCUGGACAUGCAGAACCCUCUCAUCCUUUGCAAGACACUCCUCAGGAGAACCGACCCGUCAACACUGAAGACCGAGAGAUGUCACAACAUGCCCUUCCAAGCGGUGAAGAUGAUGAAGAUGACAGCGAUAGCGACAGUGAUGAUGAUGACGUGAAAGUUACUAUCGGCAACAUUAAAACAGGAGCACCAUCGUACAUGGGAACUCCUAUGAAUCUAAACUUAAAAACGGGUAGAGGCUAUGGAGCAUCUGCUUCAGCCAAGUUGCAACCUAAAGGUAUUGACUUAGAUGCCGCAGGGAAUAUAAAUGGAUUGCCUGUUAUAGAAGUGGAUUUAGAUUCAUUUGAAGACAAACCAUGGAGGAAACCAGGUGCUGAUCUUUCUGAUUAUUUUAACUAUGGAUUCAAUGAAGAAACAUGGAAAGCUUAUUGUGAAAAGCAGCGACGGCUUCAACUUGGACUGGAUCCUGCUCCUCCCAUCAGCACUGAAAAUAAAAUCACGGUUCAGCAAGGAAGAACAGGAAAUGCUGAAAAAGAAGUGGAAAACAACAUCAUCAAAACAGAAUUCAAAACAGACUUCCUGGCUCUGGUGGGAGGACGCAUGAAGGCUGGGCCUCCUCCUAACAGGAAGCUGGGCGGAACAAUUGAUGUGAUCGGUGGCCAGGCAGGCACAAUUAGGAGAGUAGAAGGAAGACGUCGUGAUAAGCACGCUUCUGAGGAAAACCCCAUUCAGGUCCUUGGAGACCACGGCAGUAAACCACAACCCCCCCAGCAGCCCCAGCAGCCAUCACAGCCCCAACAGCCACCUCAGCAACAGCCGUUCGCUCCACCAGCAGGCCCACCGCCUCCCCCGCUCGCUGGGCCACCUCCACCGCACUUCCUCCACCCUCCUCCGCCCGUUACUUCUGUGCCACCUCCCCUGCAUCCGCCAGGUCUGCCACCGCCCGGUCCUAUUCCAGGGUUGUUCCCGCCUCCGCUGGCACCACCACCAGCUCUCCUUAUUCCAACCUUGGAUGGCCAGCCAGCCAGCUACAACAACAGGCAGCCUCCUCCGUUUGGCUACAACUCCGCAGAUUCAGGUUUCAUCAGCUACCCGCCCAUCUCCACGUCCCACACGCCCUGGGUGACGACGGUGGACAAAGGCACAAGCAGUUCCAGCAGCAGCCAUUGGGAGUACUCGGGCUCCAGGCGCGAGAGGGAGCGGGAACGUGAGCGGGAGAGGGAACGGGAGAGAGACCGAGACCGCACUCCGACCACCAGUGAAUACAACAACGAUGAUGAACGAUACCGCUACUACAGCCGGGAGCGCAGCUACGACUUCGAGCGUGACUACCGCCGGAGUCGAGAUCGCAGCAGGGAGCGAGAGGAUCGUCACCGGGAGCGCAGGCACAGGGACAAGGAGGAGAGCAGCAAACAUAAGUCUUCGAGGCGCAAGCAGCACGAGAGCGAGGAGGGGGAGAGUCAUCGGCGUCACAAGCACAAAAAGAACAAGCGCAGCAAAGAGGAGAAAGAGGCCAGCGAGGACGGCGCCCAGGAGGGAGAGGAGCAGGAUGCCAAGGAGUAACCCCAGCCCAGCGUCAGCCCUCGGGAGGAGCCCACUCCUUUUGAACCAGCCCGCCGUUGGUGAUGGUUUGGUUUGGGGGUUGUUUUUCUUUAUUUGUUGUUUUUUCUCCAAGGGAAGAGAAGCCGCUGCCUCCAGGUGAGCAGUGAAGCAGGUGGCGUCGCUUUGAGAGCUGAGGCUGCACAUGCAGUUAAACUUAUUUUAUUUUUAUUUUCUUUUUUGAUACGAGACAAAAUACAGCAGUACUAGUACACAAAGCACUGAGCUACUCUACUCAUAAACAUCCCUAGGGAGAACUUUGUUGUAUCAGAUCCUAUGGUUUCUGAUGGAAGAUGGCUUCAGCUGAAACUAACACAUUUAGGUCAUAGUUUUUGCUUAUUUUUUGGUCAUCAUCAUUCCGUUUUGAAAAAUAGGACAGUAAGUGCGACUUGAAAUUUAUUGUCCAAAGAGAAGUGUGAUUUAGAUCCUGAGAGCCAGCUUAGAGUCUGGUUAGUAGUAGUGAAGAGUCUCAUCCCCAAAUAAAUUUCUUUAUAGCUACAAA